ACACCACAGCGGAACUGCUCCAGUUUCCCGUGUGUUUUGGUUCCGUCUACUGUGUGUUCUCUGCGUUGUUGUGAUGAUAGCUUUUGGUUUUAGAACCGCAGCUGUUCUGAUCUGGUCCGGAUUCAAGUAAAGCACCGAAUGUGUUUUUGACUGUUCACAUAUUCUAACUGUGCUCUUAAACGGUCAGCUUGUUCCACAUAGGAACUUCAUUUACAUGUGAACAUAGGAACUUCAUUUACAUGUGAACAUUUUAGGUGGUGCAGCUUUUGAUUUAGUUCUGAUCAAAGGCGGUUCAAGAGCGCCACAGUGUUGCAGUUUGUUUGUUAGCAGCAGUCUGACAGAUUUCUGUGACGCAACCAUCGCAGAUGGAGCUAGAAGCCCUUCGCUCCAUUUAUGAAGGGGAUGAAUGUUUUAAGGAAAUCAGUCCAGUUUCCUUCCAGUUUCGGGUCGGUGACCUUGAAGACAUUAAAGCCUUCAUCCUGGACAUUGCGUGGCCAGAGACCUACCCAGAGACGGCCCCACAGAUCUCUCUAGAUGCUUUUUUUAACAACAGGAUGUAAAGAACGCUCCCUGUUGUCGUAAAGUGAUUCCACUCGUCGUACGUAAUACUCAAACUGAAGAAAAGGAUCCACUAUGAAAUGUUUGCUGUUUAUUUAGUCUUGAGACGCUCUAAGGUAACGUGUUUUCUGAGCUUCAUCGUUAUUGUUCUGCGUGAGUUGACUUCUCCGCUGUGCUGGUUUGAGAACAGCUCUGCAGAGACGAAGGAGCUGAUCCUGUCGAAGCUGGAGCAGCAGGUGGAAGCUAACCUGGGCACUGCUAUGAUGUAUACUCUGUUUGAGUGGGCAAAGGAGCACCAGGAGGUGCUGAUGGAGAACCACAGGCCCGUAGUGACCUCUGUGAUGGUGACGGCUAGCAGUGAGCUAACCGCUCCCUCGUCCACAGCCAAGAGGAAGGAGAAGAAGGAGCAGCUGACCAAAGCUCAGAAGAGAAGGAUGGUCAACAGAACAGACCAUAAAGGAGAACUGCCCAGAGGCUGGAACUGGGUGGAUGUGAUCAAGCAUGUAAGUCUAAAGCAGUUAGAUCAUCGUUUGUUUCCUGUCGCUCCUGCGGUCUGAGCACACUUCCUGCGCUUGGUGUUUUCUGUGUGUCUACUCUAGCUAAGUCAGACAGGAGGAAAGGAUGAAGACUAGACCAGAGCAUGGUGAAGCCCCCCCCCCCCCCCCCCCCCCCCACAGAUGCCUUCGCAUGCAUCCAGAGCCACGUGUUUACACCAGAGCAGGCUGGGUAGCUGUGGCUACGUACCCGCAGCUAGUGGGUAACACCAUUACGGUCAUGUGUUAGUGGCGUUGGAGCUCAGAUCCACCUCUGUGUCCCGCACCUGGGUGGAGUUGAUCCCGGACGUCCCUGCCGUCACUGCCAUGUUGUCACUGAGGAGCUGUUGCUGUUGGCUCACGACUCUGUUAUUUUAAAGUACAUGUGACUUUAUCAAAGCAAACACUUGUUACCACAGAAAAAUAGAUUGUUUUAUGUUAACUCUUCUCUUUAAACUAUACAUUUGAAAAUGUUUAUAUAAUAAAAUAUCAGCUGCUUUG
This is a messenger RNA of Nothobranchius furzeri (turquoise killifish), 1592 nucleotides long. The record is from RefSeq and is a predicted model, not a curated record. NCBI's taxonomy places the organism in Eukaryota, Metazoa, Chordata, Actinopteri, Cyprinodontiformes, Nothobranchiidae.